AUGUGCCGCUUCGUGAUUUACAAGGGCACAUCACCUGUGCAGCUGUCUCACCUCUUAACUCGACCGUGCCAUUCCAUUAUAAACCAGGCCUUUGAUUCGCGCCUACGUCUCGACCAUCGUCGGCCGAUAAACGGUGACGGCUUUGGCGUCGGCUGGUAUGAUUCCAUCCACGAUGAGGAACUUGGCAGCCAACCUUGUAUAUUUACUUCCGUUUCGCCGGCAUGGAAUAACGCAAACUUGAUCCGAUUAGCAGAGAAGAUCAAGUCACCGCUUGUCUUUGGGCACGUCCGUGCGACUACCACUGGUUCUUUGUCUUUAGACAACUGCCACCCAUUCACAUAUGGAAAACUUAUGUUCAUGCAUAACGGCGGUAUUGCAGGAUUUCAUCUGAUUAAGCGACGACUGCAGGCCGAUCUCUCGGACGAUGUCUUUAAUAUAGUACAAGGGAACACAGACUCUGAGUGCGCUUUUGCGCUACUGCUGUCGAAGCUUCCCGAUCCAAAGGCUAAGAGUUUUACCACUCGCAGCUUGCAGCAGGCAAUGUUGGAUACCAUUGCAACUUUAAAUUUGUAUGCCGAGCAAGCGGGUAUCACUGAGCCAAGCUUGAUGAACUUUUGUGUCACAGAUGGCGAAAGUGUCAUUGCAACGCGUUACAUUUCCUCUCGGCACGAUGAAGCCGCAUCGUUGUGGUUCUCAUCUGGGACGACAUUCAGUGAGUACGCCCAAGGCGGUCAUUACAGGAUGGCGAAGGCUGAUAAAAGAGAAAACAUUAUUAUGAUUGCCAGUGAACCGCUUACUUUCGAAAAAGCGGACUGGAUGGAGAUUCGCACGAACAACAUGGUCGUGAUCACGCCCAAAAUGAACCUCCUGCAGAUUCCCAUCGUCGACAAAUUCUAUGUCUCUCCUUCUGACCCAGCGGCGCUAAACCGUGACACUGACUUUGCCGCGGCCAAGGGCUUCCUCAGCCCACGUAUAGCCUUGGCUCCAGUCCAACCUCGCGAAAACGCCCCCCAGUUGUCCAUUUGA
This is a messenger RNA of Suillus plorans, 1026 nucleotides long. RefSeq names its product N-terminal nucleophile aminohydrolase. The coding region runs from base 1 to 1026 and encodes 341 amino acids. The transcript is spliced from 11 exons. The record is from RefSeq and is a predicted model, not a curated record. Lineage: Eukaryota; Fungi; Basidiomycota; Agaricomycetes; Boletales; Suillaceae.